AUGUGGGCCUUACAUGAUGUGUCUUUGUUCACUAGGUUCACCCUAACCUCCUCUACCUAUAUUCUUGUCUAUGUGGAUGACAUCCUUGUCACAGGAACCUCUGAGGCCAAAAUCGCAUCCCUUGUGUCACAGCUCAACAACACCUUUUCUCUCAAAAACCUUGGUGAAAUGCAUUAUUGUUUGGGCAUUGAAGUCAGGAGAAGUCCUUCUAACACCAUCAUCCUAUACCAAACAAAAUACAUUAAAGACCUGUUACAAAAAGCUUAUAUGAGUGCUUCCAAGCCUAUGCCUACACCCAUGAUCUCAAAUUUGAAACUCUCUGCCACUGGAGAUACCAUCUUCAAUAAUCUGACGCUGUAUAGAUCCAUAGUUGGUGGUCCCCAGUAUACCACUGUCACAAGACCAGAAAUUACCUAUGAUGUCAACAAAGUAGCUCAAUUCCUCUAA
Molecule: messenger RNA, 447 nt
Organism: Arachis stenosperma
Lineage: Eukaryota; Viridiplantae; Streptophyta; Magnoliopsida; Fabales; Fabaceae
Exons: 1
Coding region: 1-447 (148 amino acids)
Source: RefSeq, a predicted model, not a curated record